Papaver somniferum (opium poppy) is the source of this 1036-nucleotide messenger RNA. RefSeq names its product cold-regulated 413 plasma membrane protein 2-like. NCBI's taxonomy places the organism in Eukaryota, Viridiplantae, Streptophyta, Magnoliopsida, Ranunculales, Papaveraceae. The transcript has 4 exons. Gene Ontology annotation, cellular component: membrane. The record is from RefSeq and is a predicted model, not a curated record. Bases 187 to 795 code for a protein of 202 amino acids.
GAGGGAACCCGGUAGGCAGAUUUGAUUAUUGAAUAAUGAUUUCCACUGCGAACACCUUAUAAAUAACUGGUAUUUGAGUUACAUCUUCGUACUCGAAAACCAGCUUACAAAGAAGAUUAUAUACAAUCUAGUGUCUAAUCUUAUUCUUUUAAGCUUGGUUUUUUUAAACUUCAAACAGGUAGAGAAAUGGUGAGGACCGAGUAUUUGGCAAUGAAAACUGAUGAAAUUGCAGCUGAAACACUUAAUUCCGAUAUGAAAGAACUCGGGAUAGUAGCAAAGAAGCUUGCUGGCCAUGCCAUGAAAUUGGGAGGACUAGCUAUUGGAACUGCCGUCCUGCAGUGGGUUGCUGUUGCUGCCGCUGUUUUUUUGAUGGUUUCGGCCGAAACAAAGUACAAGCCGAAUAUCCUGACUGCGCUUCUAGUGCCUUAUAUUUUCUUCACUCUUCCUUCAACAUUGUUUAUCAUUCUAAGCGGAGAAAUUUCAAAAGGAAUCUCUCUACUUUCAGUCCUGUUGCAACUAUUUUUCCCAGAACACGUUCCAAAUUGGCCUGGAAAGAUUGGAUCAACAUUUCUUGUACUAGCGCUCGCUCCUCAUUUAAUUGGUGAAACUUUAAGAGGGAAUUGGAUUGGUGAUGUCAUCUGUAUUGUCAUCACCUUUUACCAUUUGCAAGAACAUAUUAGAAAAUCUGGCGGGUUCAAACAAUCAUUCACCACACUCGUUGGUUUGGCUUAUACAAGUGGAAUCAUUUUGAUGAUUGUUUAUCCUAUCUGGUCUCUUGUGCUACAUCUCAACUAGUGGUACUGAUAGCUUCACUCAUCACUUUAUCUUCAGCAACAACAGUGUGUUGUUUAAAUUUUUGUUAAAUUUUUUUGUGUAAUUAAAUUGUGUACUUGCUCCAUUUGAUAAGAUCAAUGGGGUUGCUAUUUUGCUUCAAUACAAAAUAAAACUCUAUUUUGCAACCUUUUGUAGCUUAUAUAUAUGCGAGUCUAUCAGUUGGUAAGCAUUAAACCAAUGAUUUCAUGAAUGAAUAAAUUAA